Molecule: messenger RNA, 1332 nt
Organism: Hibiscus syriacus
Lineage: Eukaryota; Viridiplantae; Streptophyta; Magnoliopsida; Malvales; Malvaceae
Exons: 5
Coding region: 1-1332 (443 amino acids)
Source: RefSeq, a predicted model, not a curated record
AUGGAGUCUCAGAACUUUGGGCACAUGCAUACAAUGGUGUUCAACGAGGAGAGGGGCAAUGAAACCAAAGAAGCUCAUUGCGGCAUAUGUGUAGAGAUGGUGUCCGGUCCAUGCUUCAUCUGUGCCGAAUGUGGAUUUUCACCCUCUUACUUGCAUAUCAAAUGUGCUUUAUUUACCCUAAGCAUAGCCGGAAAGAAACCUGAAGAGCUUAAACACAUAGCCACCAUUGAUCCACCAGUGCUCCCGGGAGAGGGUAACAAAUCAUCUGAAAACUAUGUCUUUUUUGGGUGUCAGGAACCAUUAGGAGAGUCUACCUACAUUUCUAGUGAUUGUGGGUUCAACCUACACAAGAAAUGUGCCCAACUACCCCAUGAAAUCAACCAUCCCUUUCACAAACAACACCACCUUGUUCUACAGUUUAACGGUGAACGUUCCUCCUGUAACAUAUGCCAACAGACACGAGAUAGGAGAUUUCUUUAUUGUUGUUCACCGUGUAAGUUUGCUCUUCACAUUAAAUGUGCGGAGUUACCUUCUAAAAUCAGUAGCCCCUCCCAUCGUAGGCACCCUCUUGUUUUACAGUCCAACCAUGAAAAUAUACCUUGCAAGUGUGCAAUGAGAGAAGGCUGGUACGUUGUAAUUGAGGCAAAAAAUUUAGAUGAGGAACUUGAUGAUGAUUUGGCAUCCAUUAAUCCCAUCACUCGUGUCAUUGAGCUAAAUGAGGCUGGGGAAAUGACCAGAAUAAAACAUUUCAGUCAUGCACAUGAUCUGAUAUUAAGUGACAAUUUCAUGGAUAAUGAUAAGACUUAUCACCCAGGAAGAAGAUGGAAUGGUCUCAUCCACAUAUACGAGGACUCAUCCUUGUUAUCGGCUACAUUUUCAAAUGCCGAUUUUGCGAUUGUGAGAGUAGCGGCUUUGCCUAUAAAUCUGAUGUGUGAUGAACAUCCGCUCGCACUCACAUAUCUGGAGGACAAUGAUUAUUCAGAAUAUCUUCACUGUAACAUAUGUGAGAAAAGAAGAGAUCAAAAUCACUGGUUUUAUCAUUGUGCAAUUUGUGAUUUUUCUGCUCAUCCCCAAUGUGUUCCUCAAAGCCGUCUGUUGAUCAAACCUGGAAGCACGUACAAAGCAGAAGGCCACCACCCGCAUCCUCUUACUUUUGUACGCAAGCCUCAUUAUUAUCUUCGAUGUAGCAAAUGCAGUAAUCUCUGUCAAGAUUUGGCUCUCCAAUGUGCAGACUCUACAUGCAAUUAUACUGUCCACUGGGGAUGUGUAAAGCCCGUUGACUUCGAUCCUGACAAACCAGUUGCGUUUUACAAAACUCAAUCAGAUUGCUAA